UCCCUUUUCUCACCCCCCUCUCCCCUCUUUCUACCUACACAUCUCCACCAUGGCCUCCCGUGGACUCCCCCGUGCCCUCCGCCUGGCCCGCGCCUCGGCCCCCCGGUCCGUCGUGACUGCGGCCCUCCCCCGUCCCUCCCUGGCCAAGGUCGCCUCCGCGGCUCUCCCCCGUGUCACCGCCGCCCCCGUCAUCCCCGCCCGUGGCGUCAAGACCAUCACCUUCGCCGACGACAAGGAGACCGUCUACGAGCGUGAGGACUGGCCCCGCGAGAAGCUCCAGGAAUACUUCAAGAACGACACCCUCGCCCUGAUCGGCUACGGCUCCCAGGGUCACGGUCAGGGUCUCAACCUCCGUGACCAGGGCCUGAACGUCAUCGUCGGUGUCCGCAAGGACGGUGCCUCCUGGAAGGAGGCCAUCCAGGACGGCUGGGUCCCCGGCAAGAACCUGUUCGACGUCACCGAGGCCGUCCAGAAGGGUACCAUCGUCAUGAACCUCCUCUCCGACGCCGCCCAGUCCGAGACCUGGCCCACCCUGAAGCCCCUCAUCACCAAGGGCAAGACCCUCUACUUCUCCCACGGCUUCUCCCCCGUCUUCAAGGACCUCACCAAGGUCGACGUCCCCACCGACGUCGAUGUCAUCCUCGUCGCCCCCAAGGGUUCCGGCCGUACCGUCCGUACCCUCUUCCGCGAGGGCCGCGGAAUUAACUCCUCCGUCGCCGUCUUCCAGGACGUCACCGGUUCCGCCAAGGAGAAGGCCAUCGCCAUGGGUGUCGCCGUCGGUUCCGGCUACCUCUACGAGACCACCUUCGAGAAGGAGGUCUACUCCGACCUCUACGGUGAGCGUGGUUGCCUGAUGGGUGGUAUCCACGGUAUGUUCCUCGCUCAGUACGAGGUCCUCCGGGAGCGCGGCCACUCCCCCUCCGAGGCCUUCAACGAGACCGUCGAGGAGGCCACCCAGUCCCUCUACCCCCUCAUCGGCUCCAACGGUAUGGACUGGAUGUACGCCGCCUGCUCCACCACCGCCCGUCGUGGUGCCCUCGACUGGUCCCCCCGCUUCAAGGAGACCCUGAAGCCCCUCUUCAACGAGCUCUACGACUCCGUCCGUGAUGGCUCCGAGACUAAGCGUUCUCUCGAGUACAACUCCCAGAAGGAUUACCGUGAGAAGUACGAGAAGGAGAUGCAGGACAUCCGUGAUCUCGAAAUCUGGCGUGCCGGAAAGGCUGUUCGCUCCCUCCGCCCCGAGAACCAGAAAUAAACGCCAUCAUAAUAAUGUUACUUUAGAAACCCCGGUGGGAAAAGUUACGAUGUACCAUGAUCUAGGGAUUUGUUUUUAAUCUUCGCGCUUUCAUCUGCGAUGUAUAUCGGGUCGGAAUAAAUUUUCUUAAUUUUUUCAUCGUUCUUCCUUUUUGCUCCUGAUGGUUGUAGUGGUUGGGUGUAGUAACUAACUGGUGGGAGGUCAUGAGUCAUCGAUUACUUAACUAGUUAGGUAACUAAGGUACACCGGCGGGCGAUCAUCCGGGGAUCGUGUCUUCCCCGCGGUCUAUUACUUUGUACUAUGUAGAUGGACGGUCGAUCUUUCUUUUCAUUGUAAGACUACGAAAUGGAAAAAAUCAAAUAUGU
This is a messenger RNA of Aspergillus ibericus CBS 121593, 1620 nucleotides long. Its product is annotated as Ketol-acid reductoisomerase. The record is from RefSeq and is a predicted model, not a curated record. Lineage: Eukaryota; Fungi; Ascomycota; Eurotiomycetes; Eurotiales; Aspergillaceae. The transcript has 2 exons. Gene Ontology annotation, biological process: L-valine biosynthetic process. Gene Ontology annotation, cellular component: mitochondrion. Gene Ontology annotation, molecular function: ketol-acid reductoisomerase activity. Bases 50 to 1255 code for a protein of 401 amino acids.